Molecule: messenger RNA, 832 nt
Organism: Panicum virgatum (switchgrass)
Lineage: Eukaryota; Viridiplantae; Streptophyta; Magnoliopsida; Poales; Poaceae
Exons: 1
Coding region: 187-555 (122 amino acids)
Source: RefSeq, a predicted model, not a curated record
UUCUCUGACCUCACCAUUUCCCAAGAGCUGCCAGUCCACCUCCCAGCUGUAUAAACAAUGUAACGGUAUCUUAAACUACUCAUCAGACUCUUACACAAAUCAGGGAGCCACAUACCAUUGGCCAUUAGCCUGAUAGCUAUCCUCCUUGCCAGGGCAAAGCAGCAGGAGAAGAUCCAGAGGCGAGAGAUGGAGGACCUGCAGCCCGCGGCAGUCGUCCGGGCCCCGCGGCGGGCGAUGCUGUUCCGGGUGCCGCGGAGGCCGGUGACCAGGGCGUCUGGGGCGGCGCCGCCGGUGCCGGCGGGGGGAAAGAAGAGGAAGAUGGCGGUGGCGAGGCUCGGCGGGAAGAGGAGGCUGUUCGGCGCGAUCCGGCGGCUGCGGGUGCGGUGGCUGGCGGUGCUGUACCGGCGCAUGCUGCGGCGGCUGCGGGCCUACUACGCCACGGCGAUCAAUGACCUCCUCGAGGGCGCCGCGGUCAUCAGCUCCCUCCGCGCCCCGGCCGGCGCCGACUACUCCUUCGGCACCGCGUUCGCGCCGGUGGUCACCGUCGGGAUCUGAGCUCCCAACGGAUGCAAGCGGCGCGCAGAGUCUUUGCUGUGCUGUAACGGUGGUGGCUUGCUUGUACAGACUCUCUAGUCCAAUAUCUCUCUCAUUUUUAUUUGCUCUCUUCCUCUUCCUCCUCUUGAUCUGCUGUGUGCCUGUGUUCUUUGCUAGCAAUGUUAGCAUGUCAAUUCUUGCAUUGUCUACCUGUACUUUACAAUUUGGCUACUUUCCCUGAUCUCAAUGCAAGAAUCAGAUUUUAUAGAGAAACAAAGAAACAAAAUACUUCGUGUAA